AUGCUGCCUGCCAUUUUGCUGAGCACAUUUUUGCUUCAUUUCUCUGAUGCUGUUUCUUCAAAACCGCAAUAUAUCCUAUGGGUCUCCUCUGUGAUGCACAGUUUUUCUACAGAAAAAGCUUGCCUGCAUCUUUUAAACCUUAAUGAAUCUGUAUCCUUGAGUGUUGUUUUAGACUAUGAUGAAUCUAAUACCAUUAUUUUUGACAAGUCUGUGGAAGAGGAGAGCUUCUAUGGUUGUACAACUAUCAAGGUUCCUCAGAAAUCCUCUAAAGAGUUGGGCUUUGUGACGUUGUUGGCUAAAGGAGCUACUCUUAAAUUCUAUGAGAAGAGAUCUGUAGCAAUUGUUUCAGAGGAGAAUGUAACAUUUGUGCAGACAGAUAAGCCUAUCUAUAAACCUGGAGCAGAAGUUCAAUUUCGCAUUGUGACAUUGAAUACCCAGUUCAAACCUGUUGAUGAUUUGUAUCCUUUAAUCAUAAUUCAGGAUCCUCAACAUAACGUGAUUUUUCAAUGGCAAAAUGUAACUUCUUUCCGAAAUAUUACCCAACUAUCAUUCCAACUGACCUCAGAACCAAUAUUUGGAGAUUAUACAAUUGUUGUGAAAAGCAAAUCAAGAAUGACACAGACUCAUCAAUUCACUGUGAAUAGAAAUGUGUUGCCCAAGUUUGAAGUUAAGGUCAUGCCACAAACAAUAACUAUUUCAGAUGAUGAAUUUCAAGUGAAUGUGUGUGCUAAGUACACAUAUGGCCAAUUUGUGCAAGGAAAAGCCCAAAUCCGAGUAUGCAGAAAAUUUUUUGCUCUGCUGAAUUGUGCUAAAGACAAUAAUGAAAUCUGUGAGCAAUUUAUUGUACAGCUGAAAAAUGGCUGUGUUUCCCACAUUGUAAAUACGAAAGUCUUUCAACUCUACCGCUCUGGAUUUUUCAUGAUGUUUCAUGUCAACGUAGUUGUUACAGAAUUUGGGACAGGUGUGCAGAUUAGCAAAAAGACCUCUAUUUUUAUCACCUCAUUGCUUGGCAGUGUGAGCUUUAAGAAUGUGGACCCUUUCUACAGAAGAGGGAUUUCUUAUUUUGGAACUCUUAAAUUCCGUGGUCCCAAUAAUGUCCCUAUGGUGAGCAAGUUGUUGCAGUUGGAGCAGAAUGACAAAUUUGUAGGAAAUUACACUACAGAUGAGAAUGGUGAAGCUCAGUUUUCCAUUGACACUUCAGACAUAUUUGAUCCACAGUUCAACCUGAAAGCCACAUAUGUUCAACCUCCAAGCUGCUACCUCCCUAGCUGGUUGACACCUGAGUAUUCAGAUGCCCACUUGUCUGUCUCACGCUUUUACUCCAGAACAAACAGCUUCCUGAAAAUUGUUCCAGAAUCGAAGCAGCUUACAUGUAACCAACAGAAGAUUAUUACUGUACUUUUCUCCCUAAACAGUGAAGCUUAUAAGGGUGACUCAAAUGUAAACUUCUUCUAUUUGGUAUUGGUAAAAGGAUCUAUCUUCCUUAGUGGACAAAGGGAGAUCAGAAACCAAGCCUGGAAUGGAAACUUCUCCUUCCCAAUCACCAUCAGUGCUGACCUUGCUCCCUUGGCUGUAGUUCUUGUCUACACUAUUCACCCCAGUGGGGAAAUUGUGGCUGACAGGGUCAAAUUCCAGAUUGAGAAAUGCUUUAAAAACAAGGUUAGCAUAAAGUUCUCAAAAGAGCAAGCACUUCCUGGCUCCAACUCCAAUCUCUAUCUUCAAGCAGCCCCUGAUUCCUCUUGUGCCCUCCGGGCUGUGGAUCAAAGUGUCCUCCUACUGAAACCAGAGCAAGAGCUGUCAGCUGAAAGCGUGUACAACCAGCUUCCAAGUACAAGACUGUAUGGCUAUUUCUACCAUGGCCUCAACCUGGAUGGUAGCAAGGUACAGCCUUGCAUUCCUCAGAAGAAUAUGUUUCAUGAUGGUUUGUAUUAUAUGCCUAUAAGCAACAAUGAGGAUGGAGACAUCUAUGAUAUUGUCAAGGACAUAGAUCUGAAAGUCAUUACCAAUCUCCAUUACCGAAAACCAGAAGUAUGUACAGUGAAGACAGAUCUGCCACUCAUUAGGCCACAAUUAUAUCUACAUCCAAGAAGAUAUAAAGGAAGACAGGCAGUGAUGUUUUAUGCAGCACCUGGAGCUCAAUCUGAUGGGUUUACACAGCAAGUUAACUAUGUAGAACAGACCAUAAAGGAAACAGUAAGAACAAACUUUCCUGAGACAUGGAUAUGGGACCUUGUCAGUAUUGAUUCCUCAGGCUCAGCAAAUCUUUCUUUCCGCAUCCCGGAUACAAUUACCCAAUGGAAGGCAAAGGCCUUCUGUGUGAAUGGUGACUCAGGCUUUGGCAUUUCAUCAACGGUCUCUCUGCCAGUCUCCCAGUCCUUCUUUGUUGAAAUUGCCUCACCAUUUUCAGUUGUUCGAAAUGAACAAUGUGAUUUGAUUGUUAAUGUCUUCAGCUACCUGAAUACAUGCGUGGAGAUUUCUGUUCAAUUAGGAGCAUCUCAGAAUUAUGAAGCAAAUAUCUACACUCUGAAAAACAAUGGCAGUGAGGUCCUGAAGGCUGGAGAGAGGAAAACAUUUGUCUGGACUAUCAUACCUAAGACACUGGGAAAAGCUAAUAUCACUGUAGUGGCUGAGUCCAAACAAAGCAGCACCUGCCCAAAUGAAGCAACAGAAGAGCAAACUCUGAACUGGAAAGACACUGUGGUCAAAGACUUACUGGUAGAGCCUGAAGGUAUUAAAAGAGAAACAACCCAGAGUUUCCUUAUUUGUACAAAAGAUACCAGAGUCUCUAAGCAGGUUGUUUUGGACUUGCCAGAUGAAGUGGUAGAAGGAUCAGCAAGAGCCUUUUUCACUGUUGUGGGGGACAUUCUAGGUGUUGCAAUGCAGAAUCUGGAGAAUCUUCUCCAAAUGCCCUAUGGAUGUGGUGAGCAGAAUAUUGCUCUACUGGCAUCUGAUACCUACAUCCUUGACUACCUGAGAACUACUGGACAACUGACUGAGGAAAUUAAAAAUAAGGCUGUCUUUCUCUUAUCUACUGGUUAUCAAAAGAUCUUGUCUCUCAAAAACUCUGAUGGUUCAUAUAGGAUGCUUUGGCAGAAGAAUCAGAAAGGAAGUAUAUGGCUCAGUGCCCUCAGUUUUAAAACAUUGAACAGAAUGAAGAAAUAUGUUUUCGUGGAAGAAGCAGUUCAAAAACAGACUUUAAUCUGGCUUGCAAGCCAACAGGACAGGGAUGGCUGCUUUAGAAACAAUGGCAAGAUAUUCACUAAUGCCUGGGAGGAUGGAGAUGAAAAGAACAUUGUACUCACUGCGUUUACAGUCGGAGCACUCCUUGAAGCUGGGCUGAAUUACACUUUUCCUGUUCUACGAAAUGGAGUCUUUUGUCUGGAGGAGGCAGUGGAAAGAGGUGUCAUGAAUGGCUACACCCAUGCAAUUUUAGCUUAUACGUUUGCAUUAGCUGGAAAAGAGGAGCAAGUGGAAUCCUCACUUCAGAUCCUAGACCAAUCUGCUAUAAAAAUAAAUAAUAUGAUAUAUUGGAAAAGAGAAAGGAAACUCAAGCAAGAUGAACCCCCAUCCUUUAUUCCUUGGGCCCUCUCUGGAGAGACUGAGAAGACUUGUUAUGUGCUGCUGGCUGUCAUUUCCCGAAAAACUCAGGACCUGGCCUAUGCUAGUAGGAUUGUGCAGUGGCUUGCCCAGCAGACAAACUCCCACGGAGGCUUCUCUGCCACCCAGGACACUGCAAUCUGUCUUCUUGCCAUAACCCGCUACAUGAAGUUAACCUUCUCAAAUGAUCACAACAACAUCACUUUUAGAAGUGAAGAAUCAAGUCAGAUUUUUGAGAUUAACAGGGAUAACCGCUUAUUGGUCCAGCGUUCAGAACUAGCAAAAGCACAUGGAGAAUACACAGUGGAUGUAGAAGGACAAGGUUGUGUGUUUAUCCAGGGCAUCCUCAGGUAUAAUGUGCCACUACCUAAGAAGGCAUCUGGAUUUUCCCUCUCCUUGGAAAUAGUAAAGAGCUCUUCAGAUAUAUUCCAGACUAAUUUUGACCUGACAGUGACCCUCAAAUAUACUGGAAUUCAUGAAAAUUCCAAUAUGGUCAUUGUGGAUGUAAAGAUGCUAUCAGGAUUCACUCCAGUCCUGUCAUCCAUCGAGAAGCUUGAAAAGAACGGCCAAGUAAUGAAGACAGAUGUAAAGAAUGACCAUGUUCUUUUCUACUUGGAAAAUGUUUCUGAUAUAGCAACAAAUUUCACCUUUUCUGUUGAGCAAAGCAACCUUGUGUCCAACAUUCAGCCAGCCCCAGUCAUGGUCUACAAUUACUAUGAAAAAGAUGAGUAUGCCUUGAAUUCGUAUAACAUCAAUAGUACUUCAGUUUUCCAGCAGUAUGUUCUACUGGUCCCUUCUGUUCUACAAGAAGGCUCCUUGGAUAAAGCUUGUGCCCAGCUUUUUAAUCUAACUGAAUCCGUUGUUUUGACUGUUUCCCUCAACUAUGGUGAAGUCCAGACAAAAGUGUUUAAAGAGUAUGAUACAGGCAAGAACUUCUUUAAAUGCAUCAACUUUCAGGUUCCUCAGGCCCAAUUGGAUCCACUGGCUUUUAUCACAUUUUCUACUAAAGGAGCCACUGUCAACCUUGAAGAGAGAAGAUCUGUGGCAAUCAGGGCCAGGGAAAACGUGGUCUUUGUACAGACAGAUAAACCCAUCUACAAGCCUGGACAGAAAGUAAUGAUUCGAAUUGUGUCUCUGGAUGAUGAGUUCAAACCUGUUGAUGAAAUGCUGGCGGAAAGAUGGCUGUGUCUCCCAGCUUUUACCAUGGAUACUUUUGGAGUUAAAUUUGAAGGAUAUCAGAACUCCCUUGAAGUGCAUGCUCUGUCACAGAAGAGGGGAAACCAGGCCAUCUAUAAGAAUAAUGAAGAAUGCCAUGGUCAUGGCUGGUGCGGCCUCAGCUACCCCCAGCCAGA
Messenger RNA from Castor canadensis (American beaver), 4949 nucleotides. Lineage: Eukaryota; Metazoa; Chordata; Mammalia; Rodentia; Castoridae. The record is from RefSeq and is a predicted model, not a curated record.